UUCUUUCAUCUUCACAUAUCUCAAUUAUUAUAGCACUCUUCAACACUCAACUUUUUCGUCCAAUAAUAUAUAUAUUUUUUCACUAAACAAACGUCUUCCAUGGCUAAAGCCGGCCCUCGCGGCUGCUGCUGCUGCUUUCUAAGCUGGUUUUUCGGGAUCAUCGUCUCCGUCGUCGUCCUCAUCGGCGUCGCCGUCGGCCUCUUCUUCAUCAUCGUCAACCCUCAGAAGAUGAAGGUCCAAAUAAACGACGCGCGGAUUUACAAGUUCAACUUCACGGAAGCAAACCAAACACAUUUCCUCCAUUACGACCUCGAGUUCAACGUCACCCUCCGCAACCCCAACAGGAUCAUGGGCUUCUUCUACGAGAAUUUCGCCGUCGGGGCUUAUUACCAAACCGACGAAAAUGUCAUGAGAAACUAUGUUGAUUCUGCUUUUAUAUUGAAACUUUACCAAGGAAAGAAGAACACCACCGUUAUGCGGCACAGAUUGAAGGGAACAAGAGAGGUGUAUUUGCUUGAUUCCGGCGAGCGUUCGAAGUUCGUGGAACGGUUUGAGAAGGAGAAGAAAUCUGGGAUUUUCUCUAUUGAUUGGAAGGUGGAGUUUAGGAGUAGAGUUAAACUUAGUGCGAUAAAGAUUGGGAUUUUCCGGCCAAAGCUUCGUUGUGGCUCGUCACAAGUUCCACUUGUGAAUGGACAGAAAAGGGUCAAUGUUACUUCUAAUGACGUUGCCAAGUGUCGUGUCAAGUUCAAGGCCACCUAUUACGAUCCUUCUGCAGCUUAGUGCCUUUUUUUUUUCUUCUUUUUUUUUUUUUUUUGGUGAUGUG
Molecule: messenger RNA, 823 nt
Organism: Morus notabilis
Lineage: Eukaryota; Viridiplantae; Streptophyta; Magnoliopsida; Rosales; Moraceae
Product: NDR1/HIN1-like protein 3
Exons: 1
Coding region: 100-780 (226 amino acids)
Cellular component (GO): plasma membrane
Source: RefSeq, a predicted model, not a curated record